CACACAGACUCCAAAGCAAACAGACGCAGGGUCAACGUGUGAUCAAUAUUGACGAUUCAUAUAAAACCUUUGUAGUGCAUAUGAUAACUUAUUUACUUCGCGUGAUCUUUAUGAACAAGAGAUACCACGUUAAGAGAUAAGCACAACAAUGGUUGGAAAUGAAUCAUACAAACCCAACGGCGAGGCGCAUAUCGAAAACGGCAACGAUCUAAAACAUGAUAUAAACAAAAUUAACUCAAUCAAAUCAAAAGAAAGCAGCGAAAUCGUAGCUCAUUACGUUAAAGAGGAUUCACCCCCCGUAGAAAGGGUGAAGUUUGAAGGUUUAGACGAUGAUAGUAUUUAUUCACACGAGACUGAUGAAAAUAAACUGCCCCCAAUCCCUGAUGGAGGGUGGGGAUGGGUUGUUGUGUUCGCCGCUUUCCUUGUCUCAGCCUGUGCUGAUGGACUUGCCUAUUCAUUUGGUAUUUUACACGAGGAAUUCACGAACUACUUCGAAGCGUCGCAAUCGAAAACCUCAUUGAUAGGGAGCCUAUUUAUUUCUAUUCCACUAAUAUCUGGACCUAUAAUGAGUGCGUUAGUUGAUAGAUAUGGAUGCAGAACGAUGACAAUGAUAGCUGGAGUGCUAUCAACGAUCGGAUUUCUGCUAGCUGCAAUUAGUGAUUCAAUUGCAAUGUUGUGCUUUACUUUGGGAACGCUGAGCGGGCUUGCAAUGGGUAUUUUGUAUGUCACUUCUGUCGUCUCUGUUGCUUUUUGGUUCGAUAAAAGACGCACUCUCGCCGUUUCAUUAGCUUCGUGUGGUAUCGGGUUUGGUACCCUUAUAUACUCGCCCCUAACUAAUUUCUUUAUUGAGUUAUACGAUUGGAGAAAUACUCUAGUACUUUUAGCUGGAACCAUAUUGAAUAUGUGUGUCUGUGGUGCUUUAAUGAGAGAUCCAGACUGGUUAAUCAUAAAAGAGGAAAGGGAGAGGAAACUAGCUAAGACUAGAUCAAGAAAAUCUUCAAGUGCUGGAUCGAUUUCAUCGAAAUCAUUAGGUGGCGAAUCUGCCUUCUUGAGUGCUGAUGAACUGAACGAUUUAUUGAAAAGUGGUCAGAGCCCGGAAUACAUAUUGGCAACGCUUACAACUACUUUAGCUGAAGCAGAACAAUUAGAAGCUACAACUCAAAUGAAUGCUGAACAAUCUCGCAAACGAACGCAUUCUGCUAUACAACUGCCCACUUUUAUACAAAGGCAUGAUGAGGUACCAGCGGAGGUUAUAGAAAAACUAAUGACAAAUAAACGCCUUUACAACAUAAUUUUACAAAACUACCCGCAUUUAAUAACACGGCGCCGUUCCGAAAUAAAUCUCCACGUAGAUAAUGUUGAAGCACCUGAUUUACCAGAACCGGCAACGAUGAAAGUCACUGUUAUAGCAAAAAGACCGAAACAGCCUGAAGAUGCUGCUAAAAGUAAAAAAUUAGCUGACCCAACCGAUAGCGCCGAUAAUGCGGCCAAACCUCAAGAAGAUUCUUAUACGCUUAAGCAUAAUUCUAGAUCUGAAACCAAAAUGUCAUCUUCCCACCAUGGAAAAGAUCACACCCAUUUGAAGCCAGAAGUUAAACAUGGACAUGGUCAUAAAGAUCAAUUGAGACAAGUACCGACUACAGCCAGUUGGUUGUCCAGGCAGAUCUAUACAGACCAUCACUACUUAAGAGACAUGCCCUUAUACAGAAAUACAAUUAUGCAUCGAGGUGCAAUGAUGAAUAUUCCCAGGUAUAAGCUUAGAGCGUCUUCAUUGCCGGAUAUCUAUAAAAAUUCAUCGUGGUCCAUAUAUUCUUAUUAUUCGGAUGAUGAACGGAAAUGGCACGACAAAGUGAUGGACACUAUCAAGUCGACGUUUGACAUGAGAAUGUUUGUGGAAUUCCAUUUCGUUAUGUUCAAUAUUGGCUCUCUUAUCCUUUUCGUUUGGGCGAUCAUACCUUACUUCUUCCUGAAGUCCUAUAUGACAACGGUGGAUAUGGAUGGCGGUGCUCUCAUGAUCAGCAUUAUUGGAAUUGCCAGCGGUGUUGGAAUCGUCGGCCUUGGCUGGGCUGGAGACCAACCCUGGAUCAACGUGACAAAGACGUACGCCAUCUGCCUCAUCGUCUGCGGCACCUCAGUAGCUGCUUAUCCUCUCUUCAUCACAAAUUACUGGGGCCUCGUCGUCAUAUCUACAAUCUUCGGCCUCUCCUAUGCCAGCUCGUAUUCCUACACUCCAGCUAUCUUAAUGGAACUUAUGCCAAUAGACUAUUUCACUAUUGCAUAUGGUUUUAUUUUGUUGAGUCAGGGAGUCGGACAUUUGAUUGGCCCACCGCUUGGAGGGCUCCUCUAUGAUCUAACUGGAAGUUGGGAGCUCACGUUCUAUGCGGGUGGAGUUUGGCUUGUCAUAUCCGGAAUCAGUAUUGGCAUCAUCCCCUACACUAAGAACAGGCGCAUCUGGGGCACGGGUGCUCUGCUGAAGGACAUGGAUGAAGCAGAGAGCAAACACUCAGUGAAGGUGUAAAUAAAUGUGUUUGAUGUGA
Messenger RNA from Zerene cesonia (dogface butterfly), 2537 nucleotides. Its product is annotated as monocarboxylate transporter 14-like. The transcript is spliced from 6 exons. Bases 149 to 2518 code for a protein of 789 amino acids. NCBI's taxonomy places the organism in Eukaryota, Metazoa, Arthropoda, Insecta, Lepidoptera, Pieridae. Gene Ontology annotation, molecular function: monocarboxylic acid transmembrane transporter activity. The record is from RefSeq and is a predicted model, not a curated record. Gene Ontology annotation, biological process: monocarboxylic acid transport; transmembrane transport.